Molecule: messenger RNA, 720 nt
Organism: Chionomys nivalis (European snow vole)
Lineage: Eukaryota; Metazoa; Chordata; Mammalia; Rodentia; Cricetidae
Product: immunoglobulin gamma-1 heavy chain-like
Exons: 5
Coding region: 1-720 (239 amino acids)
Biological process (GO): phagocytosis, recognition; innate immune response; positive regulation of B cell activation
Cellular component (GO): external side of plasma membrane; blood microparticle; immunoglobulin complex, circulating
Molecular function (GO): immunoglobulin receptor binding; antigen binding
Source: RefSeq, a predicted model, not a curated record
AUGGAGUGGAGCUGGAUCACUCUCUUCCUCAUGUCACUAACUACAGGUGUCCACACCCAGGUACAGCUGCAGCAGUCUGGGCCUGAGCUUGUGAGGCCUGGGACCUCAGUGAAAUUGUCCUGCAGGGCCUCUGACAAUAUCGCUAACUACUAUAUUCACUGGGUGAAGCAGAGACCUGGUCAGGGCCUGGAGUGGAUUGCAUGGAUUGAUCCUGAAAAUGGUAAUACUAACUACAAUCAGAAGUUCCAGGGCAAGGCCACACUGACUGCAGACACAUCCUCCAGCACAGCCUACAUGGAGCUCAGCAGCCUGACUUCUGAAGACACUGCGGUCUAUUACUGCUCAAUGUCCUUUGAGAGGUUUUCUCAGCUGGAAUAUGUCCUUUCCCACGUUACCCUGAAGAAUUCUGGUCCUGGGCUGUUGCAGCCCUCCCAGACUCUCAGUCUGACCUGCACAUUGUCUGGGUUUUCACUGAGCACUUAUGGCAUGGGUGUGGGCUGGAUCCGUCAGUCCUCAGGGAAGGGUUUGGAAUGGCUGGCAGACAUUUGGUGGAAUGCCGAGAAGUACUACAACCCAUCUUUGAAGAGCCAGCUCACAAUCUCCAAGGACACCUCCAACAAGCAGGUAUUCCUCCAGAUCACCAGUGUCGACACUGCAGAUACUGCCACAUACUACUGUGCUCGGAGAGCAUUUGGAGCACAGAGACACAGCCUAGGCUGA